This is a messenger RNA of Aureobasidium namibiae CBS 147.97, 2097 nucleotides long. RefSeq lists its product as uncharacterized. Gene Ontology annotation, biological process: phosphatidylinositol dephosphorylation. NCBI's taxonomy places the organism in Eukaryota, Fungi, Ascomycota, Dothideomycetes, Dothideales, Saccotheciaceae. Gene Ontology annotation, cellular component: endoplasmic reticulum. The transcript is spliced from 3 exons. The record is from RefSeq and is a predicted model, not a curated record. Gene Ontology annotation, molecular function: phosphatidylinositol-4-phosphate phosphatase activity. The coding region runs from base 1 to 2097 and encodes 698 amino acids.
AUGAGUGCUCUUCUUCCUUUUCGCGACAUCAACGUCCACGCUUCUUCCAACCACUAUGCUUUCUCGUCUCCUUCCUCGCCAUCCGCCCCUACCCUGGUCGUAGAGCGCCCGUCUGGUGAUAUUCGUCUCCACGAUGGCAAGCUUCUUGGGGGUCAAAGAGUCACAAGCAUCCAGGGAAUCCUCGGAAUCAUCAGUCUUCGCCUCGACAAGUACAUCGUUGUAAUCACAAAGGCCCAGCCUAUGGGCAGGAUAAAGGGUCACCAGAUUUAUAGAGUUGUCGCUACUGAAUUGCUGCCUCUCCGCGAGAGACAGGUCCGCGAUCCUGAUGAGGAUAUUUACCUUGGUCUGGUCAACACUCUGCUCAAGACUAGCCCUUUGUUCUUCUCUUACACUUUCGAUCUCACAAACUCUUUCCAAAGACAGGCCGAAAUCGACCAGUCCUCUCCCCUCUGGGCAAGGGCCGAUGACCGCUUCUUCUGGAACAAGUUCAUCCAAACUGAUCUCAUCAACUUCCGUCAAGGCCAAGGAGCUCGUCGUCAAAAUGUCGGUCCCCAGCCUGCCAUGGAUCCCUAUAUCCUGCCCGUCAUGUACGGCAUGCUCAGAAUCACAAACACCUCUGUCAAGAGUGCGCCUAUGACUUUCAUUCUCAUUACCCGCCGUUCAAGACACCGCGCUGGUACUCGCUACUUCUCUCGUGGACUGGACGAGCAAGGACAUGCUUCCAACUUCAACGAGACUGAACAGAUUGUCAUCUUGAACGAUGAUGCCUCUAGUGGAAUGACAACCUUCGCUGGCGACGGUGGUUUCUCCAACAACAAGCUCCCUGGCGGAGAGACACAGGUUUUGUCCUAUGUUCAAACCAGAGGCAGUGUUCCCGUCUAUUGGGCUGAAGUCAACACCCUGAAAUACACUCCCAAGCUCCAGAUCAGAGGUGUUCAAUCUGCCGUACAUGCAGCAAAGCUCCAUUUUGACGAACAGAUCAAGCUUUACGGAGAGAACUAUCUGGUCAACCUCGUCAACCAAAAGGGUCGCGAGCAAAAAGUCAAGGAGGCCUACGAAGACAUGGUCAAGCUGCUUGUCUCAAACCCUGCAGAGGACACCGAGGCUGAUCGCACAACGAGAGAGAAGUUCCACAUUCUUGAACCUCAAGGCGGCCGUCAUGAGUUUGACAAGCUGCAUUACGUUUACUUCGACUUCCACAACGAGACCAAGGGACUGAAGUGGCACCGUGCCCAGCUUCUUCUCGACCAACUCAAGGAUGGUUUGGUCAAGGGAGAAUAUUUCCGUGGUGUCGACAAGCCAAGCGGUGGUGUACAGGUCUUGAGCCGACAGUCCGCCGUAGUUCGUACCAACUGUAUGGACUGCUUGGAUCGCACGAACGUUGUUCAAUCUAUGCUUGGUCGUUUCACCCUUUCUCGUAUGUUGACAGACGUCGGUAUCUUGAAAGCUGGAGAAAACGCCCAGGAAGACGCUGCAUUUGAACAUUUGUUCCGCAACGUUUGGGCUGAUAACGCAGAUGUUGUCAGCAAGUCUUAUUCGGGCACCGGUGCUCUCAAGACAGACUUCACCCGUACUGGAGAAAGAACGCGUGCAGGUGCGUUGCAGGAUCUGAACAACUCGAUCACUCGUUAUGUUUGCAACAAUUUCCUCGAUGGACCCAGACAGGAUGCCUUUGAUCUGUUCCUCGGUACUUACGCACCGGACCCUUCAGGCUUGGGAUCGGCACAUCAGUUUGCAGACAAUAGACCGGUGCUCAUCCAGUCUCUGCCUUAUAUCUUGGCCGCCUGCGUAUUUUUCAUUUUCAUUUCGCUCUUCACACGCCGUCUGCCGGAUGCCACUGUGUGGCCAUUGAGAAUCUUUGUUCUCAUCUGUGUUGUCGGUGCUGCAUGGUCUGCCAGAUUCAUCACCUCGCACGGAGGUCUUUACGUCAAUUGGCCGAAGCUCAACACACCAGCACAUGCUCUUGAGAGUUAUCAAGAGACUCUGGAGCGUGUGAGCAGAGAUCCUCUGCUUGGAUCCAUGGUUUCCAAGCACGGUCGUGGUAAAAGUGAUGCUAGACUUGGAUACAUGGAGGAGGGCAAGAAGCGUAGAGAGUAG